AUGACUGAAUUCAAGAAGUUGACGACGCUGGCCGACGCUCUCGCCCAAGAUGUGUCCACUUUGAAGGCCUGCUGCACAGAUGACGGCCAUUACGAUUGCAAUGGGAGCGCAGCCGGGGGUGUUGACUCCCGUCUAUUUGCUUGUGAUGCGGAGCAUUUGCACCUCCUCUCAACCCGAAUUCGUGAGGCUGUCGCCGACGGUAUUCCAAGGCUGCGGAAAAUUGUGCUGAAGGCACGGGAGACGGAUCCCAAUAGGCAAAUCUACAACGAGGCGAUGUGUGCAAAGAUCGAAGCCCUGUUCCUUGUGUUCUGCGAAGCCCUUCAGCUUUUGGUACCUGAGUAUUUCGAUACUCUGACGGAGAAGGACGUUUCUCUGCCGGAGGAUGCCAAGGGGCGCAACGUAUUGGACGGUUUGCUCGACGCAAACUUCGAUCCUAAUGUGCUCUUGGAGGAGUCAGCGUCUUUGCAGGCGGCGGAUAAUGUGCACAACCACUACAUACUACAUCGAGCAAAGGCGGAGGCGUGGCAGUCACGCGUAGCACAGGGGUUGACAGAUGCAGUCGCGUUUGAAUCGCAAAACCGUGCACUCAUUGUGGCCGAGGAAAAAGUCAGCCGAGUAGCUGUGCUUGAGGAAAAACGAGCCGACAAAGUGCGUGUCACUAAGAUCAUGGAGGUGCGGGCAGAGUUAAAGUGGGAGGCUGAACUGCAGCGCAGGGACGCAGAGCGGAGUCUCCUCAAAACUGCCGCCGCGGCUAUCAGCGACAUUGAUGCAAUCCCCUUUUUUCUAGCCAGCAGCAUAUCGGACGAGGCUCUUCGAGUUACCAUCGCAGGCCAUGCUCGUCAGCUGAUCAAGGCCCUCUUGAGUACGCCAGAGGAUAUGAACAUUCGUCGGCUGCGAAACAACAACGAGCAUCUUCUGUGUGACUACGGCCACCCUUGCUUGAGUGCGUGUGACCCUGAAACCGGAGAGAGAUGUGUUUGUCAGGUGGUUGUUUGUGCAGCUGAGGUGCUGUGGUGCCGCAUAGGAUACACUAUCCGCUACACAAAGGUGCCUAAUCGCUCCCUCGACGUGUUGAGAAGUGAGGCCAAGGCCCACUCCUUUCGCCUUCCAUGUGGGCGAAGCUUGUCAGCGCACAACUACGAACCAAUGGGCUUCGAAGACUACUCGGAGCGACUCUUUGAACUCGCGGAGCCGGAUGCAAUGGAGCGGGCGGAUGAAUGGAUGGAGUGGUAUGCCAUGAUGCAGCGCAUGGAGUCGACGCUAUCAAGCAUGGGACCCAGAUCGUACAGAUAG
Leishmania mexicana MHOM/GT/2001/U1103 is the source of this 1293-nucleotide messenger RNA. RefSeq lists its product as hypothetical. Bases 1 to 1293 code for a protein of 430 amino acids. The transcript has a single exon. NCBI's taxonomy places the organism in Eukaryota, Euglenozoa, Kinetoplastea, Trypanosomatida, Trypanosomatidae. The record is from RefSeq and is a predicted model, not a curated record.